AUGCCCGUUGCAGACACACUUGCCGUAAUUGUCUUCGUAUGUCUGCUCCGUUCGCUAGGCUUUUCUACUCCGGAGCUAGAGUUCCGAAUAGUGAACGGGACGGCUACACAGAUCUUUCGGUACCCGUUCAUGGUAUCGGUGCAGGUGUGGACCACGCUGGAGAAGAACCAUAUCUGCGGUGGAACGCUCAUCAGUGACAUCUGGAUACUGACGGCCGCGCACUGUGUGGACCAACUGACUCCACAGACCGCUAUGGUGCGUGCCAACUCGUCGUUCUACCAGCGAGGUGGCCAGCUGCAUCGGGUGGAUCGGCUGAUAAAGCACGCAAACUUUUCCUACGACACCGGAGACUACGACUUCGGAUUGCUCCGGCUGAAACAGAGGUACAACCGAGCGGUGGUGUUACCAUUGCCAGCCGGAAGGAAGCGGUUUCCGCCCGCCGAACUAUGCACGGUGCUUGGAUGGGGUCUCACGCUGGGUCCAGAAUCGAGGAGCCAGCUGCGCCGAGUGGUUCUGCCGAUCGUUUCACAGCCAGUUUGCCGUCAAGCGUACGUUGCCACUGAUGUGAUUACGGCCCGUAUGAUGUGUGCCGGAUUCGCGAAAGGCUUGAAAGAUGCGUGCGAUGGAGAUUCUGGAGGUCCCCUCGUCUGUCGUGGUAAGCAGGCGGGCAUCAUAUCGUGGGCCAUCGGAUGUGCCAAGCCGAACAAGUACGGCGUGUACAGUAGCAUCGCUGCGGGUCGUGAAUGGAUUCGACGACAGACCGGUGUUUAA
Messenger RNA from Anopheles cruzii, 771 nucleotides. RefSeq names its product trypsin-4-like. NCBI's taxonomy places the organism in Eukaryota, Metazoa, Arthropoda, Insecta, Diptera, Culicidae. The coding region runs from base 1 to 771 and encodes 256 amino acids. The transcript is spliced from 4 exons. Gene Ontology annotation, biological process: proteolysis. Gene Ontology annotation, molecular function: serine-type endopeptidase activity. The record is from RefSeq and is a predicted model, not a curated record.